This is a messenger RNA of Condylura cristata (star-nosed mole), 1615 nucleotides long. RefSeq names its product phosphoglycerate mutase family member 5 (gene PGAM5). Gene Ontology annotation, cellular component: mitochondrion. Lineage: Eukaryota; Metazoa; Chordata; Mammalia; Eulipotyphla; Talpidae. The coding region runs from base 37 to 906 and encodes 289 amino acids. Gene Ontology annotation, biological process: positive regulation of mitochondrial fission. The record is from RefSeq and is a predicted model, not a curated record. The transcript has 6 exons.
CCCUGCGCGCCUGCGCGGCGCGCGAACCCGAGCGGCAUGGCGUUCCGGCAGGCGCUGCAGCUGGCGGCCUGCGGCUUGGCUGGGGGCUCGGCCGCCGUGCUCUUUUCGGCCGUGGCGGUGGGCAAGCCCCGCGCGGGUGGAGACGCGGAGCCGCGCGCGACCGAGUCGCCGGCGUGGGCGGGGGCAGUGCGCCCGGGACCCAGCGUCUGGGACCCCAACUGGGACAGGCGAGAGCCCCUGUCGCUGGUUAACUUGAGAAAGCGGAACCUGGAGUCUGGAGAAGAGGAACUGGCCUCCAGGCUGGACCACUGCAAAGCUAAGGCCACUAGGCACAUCUUCCUCAUCAGGCACUCACAGUACCAUGUGGAUGCCAGCCUGGAGAAGGACCGCACUCUGACAGCCCUGGGUCGAGAGCAGGCUGAACUGACUGGUCUCCGGCUAGCGAGUUUGGGACUGAAGUUCAAUAAGAUUGUGCAUUCCUCCAUGACCCGCGCUGUGGAGACCACUGACAUUAUCAGCAAGCAUCUGCCAGGUGUCUGCCGAGUCAGCACCGACCUGCUGCGGGAAGGCGCCCCCAUUGAGCCUGACCCACCUGUGUCUCACUGGAAGCCGGAGGCUGUGCAGUAUUAUGAAGAUGGAGCCCGGAUCGAGGCUGCCUUCCGCAACUACAUCCACAGGGCAGACGCCAAGCAGCAAGAGGACAGCUAUGAGAUCUUCAUCUGCCACGCCAAUGUCAUCCGCUACAUCGUGUGCCGAGCGCUGCAGUUUCCACCAGAAGGCUGGCUCCGCCUCUCGCUCAACAAUGGCAGCAUCACCCACCUGGUGGUCCGGCCUGAUGGGCGUGUGGCACUCAGGGCCCUUGGGGACACAGGCUUCAUGCCUCCUGACAAAAUCUCCCGCUCCUGAGGGCACUGGACCCACCCUCACCCUACCUCCGUUCCCCCUGCUCAGCAGCCACAUUCCCUUCUCCCCAUGGACACCCUGGCAGCACCCAGGACCCAGGAGGACUGGCUUCUGAGCCAGAGGCUGGUGCUCUGUCCAGGCUAUCUUCCUGCCCUCAUCAACCAGGAUUGCCUGUGGGGCGCAGGGAGGCCCUGUGGGACUGGACAAGUCUGAGAGACAGAUGCCCAGUACCGGCCUGUGGCUCUCCAGAUGUGGUCCUGCAUUUCUAGUGGCGCCAGGGCUCCCGAGCAGCCCAUCCCCCUGGAACUGAUUCUGCUUCAAGACAGUCUUCACUGACACCCUUUGUCACCUAGACAAAGGUUGUCCUCAUCUGGAUUCUUGCUUUGAUGGCCAGUUUUUCACUCCAUUUAGGGGCCAUGUCAUGGCUGGGUGUUUGUGGGUCCCAGGUAUACCUGCAUAGGUUAGGGAGGUGACCUGGCCAGGGCCACUGCACAAAACACUUAUCCAACAACUCAGUCUGAGUUUGCUUUCAUGCUUGUGACUAAACAGCAGACGGCACGUGUCCAUCCCAAAUCUUAUGUUAAUUUAGGAAAAAACCAUGUAAUUUCUAUGAAGUAUAUGGACAUUUUCUGUAGUCAGUACAGUAACAGAUGUGUGGUCCAUUUUCUGUGUCAACUUUGGAAGUAACCAUAAAAUAAAAUUUUAUUUUACU